CACUUUGAUAGGUCAAUUUAAAGCAACACAAAUUUUCCAUAUAAAAAGAAAACACUGCCAAUUCCUAAAAAUGGAUUUUUGCUAAAAAGCUCCUAACAUCACUCACUACUUACUUCUUACUACACUUUCAAGUAUUCUAGGAGUUAUCAAAAAACCAAAAGAAUUCAAACAUGUAGCUACAAUAGCCUUGUAGCAAAAAUAGUCUUCACUAUUCUUUUACCCCUUUCUCUCUCUCUCUUACUCUCUUUCAAAUCUUACUUCAAUAAAAACCCUUUCAGAUCAAUUUCAAUUUCAAUAUCAAGAUCAAGAUCCAAUCUAAUUCUCUUAACUAGUCAUGAAUUCACUUGAAGAAUUCAACUCAUCAAACAACACACAAACAAAAAGCAUCAUCAACUUCACCACCAUAGCAACAACAUCAGAAGACAAAAACAUUACAAACUUCACAUCUUCAUCUUCUUCCUCCUCAGCACCACAGCCAGCAAACACUCUAAGUCGCUAUGAGAAUCAGAAAAGAAGAGACUGGAACACUUUUGGACAAUACCUAAGAAACCAUAGACCACCACUUUCACUCUCACGUUGUAGUGGAGCACAUGUUCUUGAGUUCCUAAGAUAUUUAGAUCAGUUUGGGAAAACUAAGGUUCAUUCACAGAUUUGUCCGUUUUUUGGUCAUCCGAAUCCACCUGCACCUUGUCCUUGUCCUCUUCGACAAGCUUGGGGAAGCCUUGAUGCACUGAUUGGAAGAUUGAGAGCUGCUUUUGAAGAAAAUGGUGGAAAACCUGAAGAUAACCCUUUUGGUGCUCGUGCUGUUAGACUUUUUCUUCGUGAAGUUAGGGAUUCACAAUCUAAAGCUAGAGGUAUUAGUUAUGAGAAAAAGAAGCGUAAACGGCCUCAACAACAGCAACAACUACCACCACCAUCAAAUAAUGCAACUUAAAGUUGUGAUUUGAGAUUUAGCGACUGCAAGAUUAAUCUACACAGGAGCAUCAUCUACUGUUGGUAGAAGCAUAAGAAUGAGACUGAAAUGGCUCCGUGACACUGCGAAAUCUGUAAUAAAAUGUUUCUAUCUUAAAUUAAUGUUAAUUAUAUGAUGAAAAUAAUAUAUGGAUGUUUUCACGUAACGUGUUGUUUACCUUAGGUAGGUAAGGUGCAGUUUCUUCCUCUUGAAAAAUGACUGAAUCAUUGUGAACGUGUAUAUAGCAAUGUUUUGAUUUCAGGGAUGGGGUCUUUUUGAUG
This is a messenger RNA of Lathyrus oleraceus (garden pea), 1233 nucleotides long. RefSeq names its product protein LIGHT-DEPENDENT SHORT HYPOCOTYLS 4. Gene Ontology annotation, cellular component: nucleus. The transcript is spliced from 2 exons. The record is from RefSeq and is a predicted model, not a curated record. NCBI's taxonomy places the organism in Eukaryota, Viridiplantae, Streptophyta, Magnoliopsida, Fabales, Fabaceae. Bases 335 to 934 code for a protein of 199 amino acids. Gene Ontology annotation, biological process: response to light stimulus; mRNA transcription.